Messenger RNA from Malaclemys terrapin pileata, 1206 nucleotides. RefSeq names its product aquaporin-5-like. Bases 1 to 954 code for a protein of 317 amino acids. Gene Ontology annotation, molecular function: water channel activity. Gene Ontology annotation, cellular component: plasma membrane. The record is from RefSeq and is a predicted model, not a curated record. Gene Ontology annotation, biological process: transmembrane transport. NCBI's taxonomy places the organism in Eukaryota, Metazoa, Chordata, Testudines, Emydidae. The transcript has 4 exons.
AUGGAGCUGCCCCGGGUGCCCUGCAGAGCUUGGGACGUUUGUCUCCUCAAAGCUUUGUUGGCUGAAUUUAUGGGCACCGGGAUCUUUCUCUUCACCGGGUUGGCCUCCAUCACUCCUUGGACUCAGCCUGCAGUUGACCCAGGGAAUCCGGGCAUCACUGGCCAGAGCCAGUCCUCUGGGGCUGGUUCUGAGCCGAGCGGUACCAUGUACUCAGCCGUUGCUGCCACCCCCAGCCUGGGGGACGUGGGGACGCAGGCUUCUUGCAGCUUGGCCUCCCCUAACCCGCUCCACGUGUCGCUGGCCUUCGGGAGCUCGGUGGCUCUCAUGUCCUACUGUGCCUUGCCCCUGAGCGGCGGUCAUCUGAACCCGGCGGUGACCGUCUCCAUGCUGGUGGCUGUGAAAGUGAGGCCAGCCUGGGCCAUGUGCUACAUCCUGGCACAGCUGCUCGGGGGCAUCACCGCCUCGGCUCUCCUCUACGGGCUGACUCCAGAACAUGCCCGGGGGGAGAUGGGUGUCAACAAGCUGGCUCCGGGGGUCACGAUCCUGCAAGCCCUCGGCAUAGAGGUGAUCGUCUCCUUCCAGCUGGUCCUCUGCAUCCUCGCCACAUCCGGGAGCAAGAGAGACCCUGCCAAGGGCGGGCAUCUGGUCAUCGGGCUCUCGGUCAUGCUGGGGCACCUGGCUGCCAUCGGUUACACCGGAUGCAGCAUGAAUCCCGCCCGGUCACUGGGCCCCGCUUUGAUUACUUUUGAAUUUGCUAAUCACUGGGUCUUCUGGUUGGGCCCACUUGGCGGGGGUCUGGCCGCAGCCAUUCUCAAUGAGCUGGUACUGGCCCCGACAGGCAGCGGUUUCCGCCAGUGGCUGACCAUGCUGCAGGAGGGACCAAAGGCUGAGCUCAACCUGCAAUCCAAGGCUGAGAGCACCACCCAAGAGAUGGGAUUGAGCGAGACGCCCUGAGGAGCAAGGACAGGGAUGUACCAAGAACAGCUGUCGAACAAUGCAGUCUCGUGUCUGGGGACUGAUGGACCAUGGGAAGCAUCCAGGAUGCUAGCUGUCGCUGUCCCUGUGCUUAGAGCUGGGAUAUUUACUAGGUUUAGAUCAUUGGGGACAUAUUUCUUUUGUUGUCCUUUGAAACCCAGGGUGGAAAUGGUUUGAUAUUUUUUGUGCCCUUCCCAGUUUGCCUCCCAGAUUUCCCCCAAACCCAACAAA